CUUCUCAGCCUCCCUGCUGCUCUGUUGUGUUUGGCUUUGUGUGCAAUCCCUUUUUACAGUGCCUUAAGAAUCCUGUACUUUGCACACUCGAGUGUGCUUCACUUGUCCACAAGGAUGAGUUCUCUUGUUGUCUUUCAUUUGGCACUGUGGGGGCUCUGUGCUGGUAAGCAAGAGGGAUGCCUUUGGGAUUUUCUGGUUCACACUGAUCUUCCUCGUCUUGUGUUUGCAUUAGGUGUUGUGAAUGUACUCCUGACCACUCCUCUCUGGGUAGUGAACACACGGCUGAAGCUGCAAGGAGCAAAAUUUAGAAACGAAGACAUUGUGCCGACCAAUUAUAAAGGCAUCAUAGAUGCCUUCCAUCAGAUCAUACGGGAUGAAGGAGCCUUAGCUUUAUGGAACGGUACUUUCCCUUCCUUGCUGCUGGUCUUCAAUCCUGCCAUACAGUUCAUGUUUUAUGAAGGCUUUAAAAGAAAGCUCUUAAAAAAGCAGACACAGCUCACAUCUUUGGAUGCUUUUGUCAUGGGUGCAGUAGCCAAAGCAGUUGCCACCACCCUCACUUAUCCUUUGCAGACUGUACAGUCAAUCCUGCGGCUUGCCCUGUUGGAGCGUGCCCUAAAGGUGAGAGGCAUCUGCUAGGAGGCACAGCAGCUG
Messenger RNA from Tympanuchus pallidicinctus (lesser prairie-chicken), 651 nucleotides. RefSeq names its product peroxisomal membrane protein PMP34-like. Lineage: Eukaryota; Metazoa; Chordata; Aves; Galliformes; Phasianidae. The coding region runs from base 115 to 636 and encodes 173 amino acids. Gene Ontology annotation, molecular function: FAD transmembrane transporter activity; NAD transmembrane transporter activity; ATP transmembrane transporter activity. The record is from RefSeq and is a predicted model, not a curated record. Gene Ontology annotation, cellular component: peroxisomal membrane. The transcript is spliced from 4 exons.